CAUAAGCUUCCUAUUCUUCUUCAGCGAUCCAACAAAUUUUCAAAUAUUUGGUUCAAAUAAAUCCCCCAAUAGUUCUCGUGGAAUCUUAUCGUCGCUGCGAACGAUGAGUUCGAUAGCGCCGUCGACGGUGGUGGUUGCUCCUCCUCCUCAUUCCGAUCAACCAGACAGUCUUCACAACGUUUUCGUCUAUGGCACCCUCUUAGCCGAUGACAUCCUUCGUGUUCUUCUGAAGCGCAUUCCUCAAUCCUCUUCUGCUGUUCUCCAUGGCUAUCAGAGAUUUAGCAUUAGAGGACGUGUGUAUCCAGCAAUUUUGCCUGUCGAGAAUGAGAGAGUUACCGGAAAGGUUCUCUUUGGCAUCACAAAUCCAGAACUGUAUAUUUUGGAUAUGUUUGAAGAUGUUGAAUAUGAAAAAAGUGUUGUUGAGGCUUCCUUGUUGGAUGGUUCUGACAAAUUAAGAGCUCUUACUUAUGUUUGGAACAACAACAGAUAUCCAGGCUUUUUGUAUGGAGAGUGGAAUUUCGAGGAAUGGAAACAGUCGCGUAUGGAUGAGUUUGUACAGAUGACUGGUAGAUUUGUUGAAGAAUUGCAAUUGCCUGAACCAAAAUCAAGAGUGGCAACUUAUGAAUCAUUCUAUCAUAAAGAAGGAGGUGAUAGCCCUCUCAUUACUUGAUAAUUGAUAUCUAAUAGUUGUUCUCAAUGUUGAACAAUUCAAGUCCUGUUGUUGUGCCUUUUUCUUUUUCAAUAAAAAAUUGAAAGAAAAACAUAAGGCUUUGAAAUAAAUUGGCAAAUAUUAUUUUCAA
Cucumis melo (muskmelon) is the source of this 800-nucleotide messenger RNA. Its product is annotated as AIG2-like protein D. The record is from RefSeq and is a predicted model, not a curated record. The coding region runs from base 104 to 670 and encodes 188 amino acids. Lineage: Eukaryota; Viridiplantae; Streptophyta; Magnoliopsida; Cucurbitales; Cucurbitaceae. The transcript is spliced from 5 exons.